Molecule: messenger RNA, 1041 nt
Organism: Aspergillus puulaauensis
Lineage: Eukaryota; Fungi; Ascomycota; Eurotiomycetes; Eurotiales; Aspergillaceae
Exons: 1
Coding region: 1-1041 (346 amino acids)
Source: RefSeq, a predicted model, not a curated record
AUGCCAACCGUCUUACUGCCCUCGUCGGCCGCUGCCUUUGCGCCGCGGUCGUCGCCCAACGUGGUGUUGAACUCUCGGAUCGAACCUUGGCUCACCGCAACCUUAAAACGAGUCAACCGUGUCAAGCGACCUUUGAACAAUGUGUCGCAGCAUACAAGAUGUCUAACCGAAACUCUUUCUUCAACGAACGCUAUCUGGACUCUCUGCUCGAUGAUGUUCCCGAAGGCUCCCGAGGCGGAGCUGAGGAAGGACGAGAACCCUCUAGUAGAGGCACUAUUCAACUACCAGAUGAUUCACGUCGAAGCAUACGUGGUCCAUGUUGACAUGGUGUCUCGGAACGAGGUCGCGUUCAAGCUCACACCUGAGACGAUAGAGUCGCUCGUUGAAUACCACAAGGAUGUCUACUCGAUUGACACCGCUGCCAACACUUGGGACUGGGCUGAGAAGGACAAUCAGCUGAAGAAGUUGCAGGAGGAAUUUGUCCAAGCAGCCAACAAGUUUGUUUACCGCACCAGCGCCCAGGCUCUUGAAGGCCUGGAGGAAGAUGGUGCGGGAGAGCUGCUUGGUGGUAGGAGUGAGGAUGCGAAAGGUGCUAUUUCUGCCCUGUUUGUUCCUCUACUCCCGCCGCCUCCUCGCAUCGUUGAUGUUCUUCGUUCUACGCCUUUGCUCCCUAGUUCGACCGGACCCGAGACAUGGUGGCACGACCCGAUGCAACAACCGGUAUCGAUGGACUCAUGGAAGGUGCUCCCAUCCAGUCCUGCGCCCGUUACGACGGGGGAUAUAAACCCAAGUAUGUGGGCUGGACUGGGUAGUAUGCCUGAAAUACAGAUGGCCUCAACACCCGCCUACAGCCAGGCAUAUACCACCUCGCCAUACAAUACCCUGCAGUACUAUAGCGCAGCGGCAACAUCAGCUGCUCUUGCAGCGCUCCCACUUCCAAGUAUGCUCGUGCAGCCCUGUAGCACAGCGGCAAACAUGACUGGUUUUGGAUGGGGCGAUCGCUACCAAGAGUUUGCGCUACCGUACGGUACAACGAUGUAA